AGCUGAACGUAUGUUCCUCACAACAGCAUUCAUUGCCUUUACCCGAGUAAGAAAGCUCCAAUAAUAUGGCCUCGAAGAUUCUUCUCUCCUUAGCCCUCUUUGCUGCGGCUUGCUCCUCCAUUGCUCUUGCAUCCGAUCCCAGUCCUCUACAAGAUUUCUGCGUUGCGGAUACAGAAAAUCCUGUGAAGGUGAAUGGAUUUGUUUGCAAGGAUCCCAUGCAAGUUAAUGCAGACGAUUUCUUCGCCAGUGGGCUGCAAACCCCGGCCGAAAUAAAGAAGGAGGUAGGCUCUGGUGUGAAAACAAUCAACGUCGACAACCUACGUGGACUCAACACUCUAGGAAUCUCAAUGGUACGCAUUGACUUCAUCCCCCAAGGCAUCAACCCACCCCAUACGCACCCACGCGCCACAGAGAUCUUGACCCUUCUCGAAGGCACCCUGCUUGUAGGGUUUGUGUCCUCCAACCAAGACGGCAACCGGCUCUUCUCCAAGGUCCUAUACAAAGGGGACGUGUUUGUUUUCCCAGAGGGUAUGGUCCACUUUCAGCAGAACGUUGGGUAUGAGAACGCAGUGGCGAUUGCAGCCCUGAGCAGCCAAAACGCAGGCGUUAUCACUAUUGGAGAUACUGUGUUUGGAUCCGAACCAGCCAUCCCAAUUGAUAUUUUGGCAAAGGCAUUCCGGACUCAUGCGCACAUCAUUGCUGCCAUUCAAGCCAAGUUCUGAACUCAAUUCCACAGACUUUAGUUUUUAAUAAAUCUAAUUUAUGUUGUGUGUGUGGACAAUGCUUUUGGGAUUUUGGUGUGUUUCAUUUGUAUUUGGGUAUUCACUAUCUUGGUUUACUCUCCACUAAGAAUUAUUAAAUAAAACGGCCACGUUUCAAAUA
Molecule: messenger RNA, 882 nt
Organism: Cucurbita maxima (winter squash)
Lineage: Eukaryota; Viridiplantae; Streptophyta; Magnoliopsida; Cucurbitales; Cucurbitaceae
Product: germin-like protein subfamily 1 member 13
Exons: 2
Coding region: 66-722 (218 amino acids)
Cellular component (GO): cell wall
Molecular function (GO): manganese ion binding
Source: RefSeq, a predicted model, not a curated record